UUCCCUAGGCGGCGGCGCGGCGGCGGAGGCAGAGCGGCGGCGGCGGCGGCGGCGGCGGCUGCCCGGCCAGCACUCCCGGCCCCCGCCAUUUCGGACUGGGAGCGCGCGCGGCGCAGGCACUGAGGGCGGCGGCGGGGGCCAGAGGCGCGGCGGCUCCCGGGUGCGGGAGAGAGUCCAACUUUAUUUGACAAUCCUCCACCCAGCCGCCAUCUGAUUCUUGCUAACUAACCAUCCACCACACUGUGAUGAUGCUUUUUAAGUCUUCUAUAGCUGUUGGUUCCAACAAAGACAUCCAGCAUAUGCAUUUGCAAUUCUUAGGGACUAGAGUCAACUAGGAAUACUAUUGAGGCCUGCUGAAAAUGACUGAAUAUAAGCUUGUGGUAGUUGGAGCUGGUGGCGUGGGCAAGAGUGCCUUGACGAUACAGCUAAUUCAGAACCACUUUGUGGAUGAAUAUGAUCCUACGAUAGAGGAUUCCUACAGGAAACAAGUAGUAAUUGAUGGAGAAACCUGUCUCUUGGAUAUUCUCGACACAGCAGGUCAAGAGGAGUACAGUGCAAUGAGGGACCAGUACAUGAGGACUGGGGAGGGCUUUCUUUGUGUAUUUGCCAUAAAUAAUACUAAAUCAUUUGAAGAUAUUCACCAUUAUAGAGAACAAAUAAAAAGAGUUAAAGACUCUGAAGAUGUACCUAUGGUCCUAGUAGGAAAUAAAUGUGAUUUGCCUUCUAGAACAGUAGACACAAAACAGGCUCAGGACUUAGCAAGAAGUUACGGAAUUCCUUUUAUUGAAACAUCAGCAAAGACAAGACAGGGUGUCGAUGAUGCUUUCUAUACAUUAGUUCGAGAAAUUCGAAAACAUAAAGAAAAGAUGAGCAAAGAUGGUAAAAAGAAGAAAAAGAAGUCAAAGACAAAGUGUAUAAUUAUGUAAAUACAAUUUGUACUUUUUUCUUAAGGCAUACUUAAGUAAAAGUGGUAAUUUUGUACAUUACACUAAAUUAUUAGCAUUUGUUUUAGCAUUACCUAAUUUUCUUUCUACUCCAUCCAAACUGUUAGCUUUUAUCUUGAAUGCUUAUUUUAAAAUGACAGUGGAAACUUUUUUCCUCUAAGUGCCAGUAUUCCCUGAGUUUUGGUUUUUGAACUAGUAAUGCCUGUGAGAGACUGAAUACCUGAGAUUUCUGUCUUGGGCUUUUUGGUGCAUGCAGUUGAUUACUUCCUAUUUUCCUUACCAAUUGUGAACUUUGUGGUGAAACAAAUUAAUGAAGCUUUUGAAUCAUCCCUGUUCUGUGUUUUAUUUAGCCACGUACUUGGAUUACUAAUAAUAACUUCAGUUGUGAUUUCAUGAUUGGUUUUACUGAAACAUUGAGGAAACAUGAAUUUAUGGAUGUCGUAUAGAUUCAUCUUGUAGGCAUCAUGUCCUAUAAUUUCAGUCACCCCUAAUGAAUAUAAAGUUACACUGUUCACAAUGGUUUCCUCCCUCUUUCCACUGCUAUUUGUCAUAGUCACGCUCCCAAAAAUACUAUAUUUUUUCUAUAAAAAGGGGAAAAAAUGGAAAAAAAUAACAAGGCAAUGGAAAACAUUUAAAGGCCAUGUACUUUCCACAUUAGAUAAAUUCCUAUAGUACUCUGAAUAGCUUUUCCUGUUGAGGCAGUCCCAGUAUGUAAUGCGAAUUAUAGCAACCAUUUUGGGGCUAUAUUUACAUGCUACUAAAUUUUUGUAAUAAUUGAAAGAAUUUUAACAUGCAUAAAAAAUUCUCAUAGGAAUUAGAGUUUCCCUGUGCCCUUUCCUCUUUCUUAACAUAACUUUAAGUCUUUUCUUGAACUUCAGUCUGAAAAUAGUUUUAAUUCUGGUAGUGAUGUGAAAGAUUAUUUGGGCCAGUUAGCUUAGUAGGUGUUAAAGAGACCAAGGUUGCAGUGGUCGCCCAGGCGGGAGCCUUUGAGCUUCACUGAGAGUUUCCCAGUGUGGACUGCGCCCCUGUGGUCAUUCAGUGUUGUCGUGCAUUGAUUGGUCAAAAAUGGGGACUAGGAGAGGUUUAGAUAGAUACACUUCUCACUGUGUGGUGAUCCUCCUGACAGGGAACGUCACUCUUGUUUUGAAAACAAAAUUUUAAAGGAAUUAUUUUAAAUGAGAUUUUGGUGUGGGGGUGGCAAGGCUAAUUUUUUUUGGACAAUGAAGUAAAAAACUCAAAAUCUCCAAUAUUGCAGGCUAGUUCUCAGGACUGGCUAAAGUAACAUUUCAUAAAGACUUUACAAGUCUGGUCAUAUUUUAAGAGUAUCUAAUGCUUAAAAAAUAGAUGAUUUAAUACUAAGAAAAUGAUCCUUUCAGUGCAUUUAAAAUGUUACUUUAAAAUAGUUGAAGAGAUGGUAUGUUGAGGUGAAAAUAUCACUGGACUAGGAGGAAGGUGACUUAAAUUCUAGUUAUUUGUCUUUUUCAACUCUGAUUUUGGGCAAAUCACUUACUAUUCUAUCCAUUUCUUCAUGUUAAAAGAAGUCAUCUCAAAGGCUAUUUCUAGCAUUACAAUUACGUGAUUCACAUUGAGUUUACAUAAGGAUGCACCUAUUUGUCAGUCUCAGCACAACCUGUAACUUUUACCUGUGUUACCAUCUUCAGUGCCAGUUGUAGGCAAAAUUGUGCAAGAGGUGAAAUUUAUUUUGGAAUAUCCAGUUUCAGGACUUCUCUCCCAUUUGAGUGUUAUCUUGCCUGCCUACCCUCUACAUGCCCAUGACUCAGUGCUUGUUUUCUGAGUAUUUCCAAUUCCCCUAAUCUCAAGAUUUAUUGCUCUUUUGGGUAUGGGUAUCUCCAUGAAAGCUUACCAUCACAUCACACCAAAAUGUCCUACAUCUUAAUUCCUCAGGCUCAACAUAAUGGACAGAAACUGUAAUGGGAUUUGACCUAACAGCUAAUUUUCAGGUGGUGGCUGAAGCCAUUUAAUCUUGCCCUUUCUGAACAUCAUAUGUUCAAAAUGAUCAUAUAACAGCACUUGGUCCAUUAAUGACCACAUAGGAAUUGUCAUACCUGCAAUGAGUAGACAAAAACCCUAUUCAAUGGAAGGAAAAUUUAAAAAAGGGAGUGAAGAAACAGCUCCUUAGAUAACUGCACUAGGACUAGCCCUGGAAGCAACAAUAUAUUCCAUUGUUUUAAUAACUAAAAUCUUACAACGAAAAAUUCUUCAAAAUGUAAUUCAUAAAGGUUACUUUUAGCAGAAUUCAUUUAUUCAAGAAAUAUUUGAGUGCCCACUAGAUGCCAGGGACUACACAGGCACUGGGGAUAUUACGGUGUCCCCAAACAGGGGCCAUAAUCCCAUAUCCUUAAGUAGUACUUUUAUCCUAGAGUGGUCUGUAAUAUCUUAAGCAUUUGGGACAUGACCUGCAGAUACCAUAAUGCCUAUUUUAGCUUGGCAAAGAAGGAAUUUGGUCUCUAAGGUUUCUUCCAAUUGUAAAAUAAUAGUUUUGCUUUAAUUCCAAUGUAACUUUAAUCAAUCUACUUUACAUAAAUCACUUCAUUGUUUUAAGGGAGUAAACCUGAUUACGUUGUUUUUUAUUUGACAUAACUAUGUGAUUCUACUGGAGCAGUUAGAGUACACAUUAAGUUGUAUGUCAGAUAAUAAUAUUAAAAUUCCCAGUGUGUAAUAUCUGGUUUUUCUCUUUAUACAAUUAAUUAAAAUAGACUUUUUAGUUAAAUAUUGAAUUCUGAAAUAGUUUUGUUAUCUGGAUAUGAAUAAACAGAUGCCUGGACUAAUUCACAGAUUUUACUGUGUAAAAAUCAGUAAGAUUUCUGAAAUGCUGUGCUAAACUACAGGUAUAUGGAACAUUAUCCAGAAAAGGUGUCAACAUUUUUAUAGUAUUUCCUUUUGUUUCCACACGAGAAAGAAAUGGCCAUACUUCAGGAAUUAUAGUGUACCAACUGAGGGAUUUUUAGGACUCCUGUAUUUUUGAUGUGGCUGGGCAACUUUUUAUUUAAGGCAGUGGUAAUAUGAGACUUUUUUUGUGGGAAUAUUGAAUGGUUUGACAAAAGGUUGGUUUUUGUAGAAAUCUUAAAACGGGAGAGAGAAUCCUAGAAAUAACAUAAAUGUUAUCUAAUUAUUACAGUCUUGUUGAAGUUGAAAAAAAUUGCUAGAUUACAGUCUUAGACCUUAACAUGUUUGUGGAAGAAGGCAGCAGAAGCAUGUAGUAUAAUUUGAGUGAAUAUUCCAAAUUAGAAACUCUAGGCUCUAUUUUAACUGAGUCACACUGCAUAGGAAUUUAGAAACUUUUAUAGGUCAUCAAAACCUUUACCACCAUUGCACAAUUUUGUCCUUACAUAGAACUGUUGUGAAGCAUGUUAAAUUGCAGUUUGCACAAAUUCAUCUCAUUUGUAUUCGUGAUUUUUUUUCUUGUAACCAUUCUUUUAUACUAUACACAUUCAGCUUUUUUUGUAGGCAGUUAAAACUAUCUUGUCAUUUCCAUUUGUCAAAAAGUAGUACUUUCUUGAUAAUUAUGUAUUAAUGAUUUUUUUUAAACCCGUAAGUUACUUUGAAGCUGAAUUAAUAUUUAAUAACUUAUGUUAAUAUUGGUUAGCAUGAAAUCUGUAUUGAGAAACUAAACAGCAUACAACCGGUAGUUGUAAAUUCCUUCAGAAAAAAAUUAUUUCUGAAGAUAUAUUCAUAUCAGUUCUUGAAGAAUAGUCAUAACUAGAUUAAUAAUUGCUUUAGUUUAAUAGUUUUAAGUGCCUGCUUGGGAUGAUGACAGGCAAUUUAGAUGAAUUUAGGGAAAACAGAGUUAUUACCUGCAGAAAUGUCAACUACAGCGGGUCCCACUGCCCGUAGAGCUAACUGGGUUAUGUAAUGUUUUAUCCAAAAGUUUCCAAUUCCACUGUCUUGUGUUUUUAUGUUGAAAAUACUUUUGCAUUUUUCCUUUGAGUGCCAAUUUCUUACUAGUACUAUUUCUUAAUGUAACAUGUUUACCUGGAAUGUAUUUUAACUAUUUUUGUAUAGUGUAAACUGAAACAUGCACAUUUUGUACAUUGUGCUUUUUUUUUUUUUUGUGGGACAUAUGCAGUGUGAUCCAGUUGUUUUCCAUCAUUUGGUUGCGCUGACCGAGGAAUGUUGGUCAUAUCAAACAUUAAAUUUAAAAUUGACCACUCUUAAUUAAAAUUAACUUUCAAAUGCUUAUAGGAGUAUGUGCUGUGAAGUGAUCUGAAAUUUGUAAUAUUUUUGUCAUGAACUGUACUGCUCCUAAUUAUUGUAAUGUAAUAAAAAUAGUUAUGGUGACUAUG
This is a messenger RNA of Manis pentadactyla (Chinese pangolin), 5248 nucleotides long. It is a transcript of the gene KRAS, whose product is annotated as KRAS proto-oncogene, GTPase. The transcript is spliced from 6 exons. The coding region runs from base 360 to 926 and encodes 188 amino acids. Gene Ontology annotation, biological process: Ras protein signal transduction. Gene Ontology annotation, molecular function: GDP binding; GTPase activity; GTP binding. The record is from RefSeq and is a predicted model, not a curated record. Gene Ontology annotation, cellular component: plasma membrane. NCBI's taxonomy places the organism in Eukaryota, Metazoa, Chordata, Mammalia, Pholidota, Manidae.